UCAACUCAGUGUUUACAUCGGUGUGUCGCCAUGGCUCGCAUGAACAGACCUGCCCCUGUGGAGAUCACGUACAAGAACAUGAGGUUCCUCAUCACCCACAAUCCCACCAACGCCACCCUGAACAAGUUCAUCGAGUCACCUGAUGUAUUUUUGCAGGAGCUGAAGAAAUAUGGAGUCACCACUGUAGUGAGAGUUUGUGAGGCCACCUACGACGCCGCCCUGGUGGUGAAAGAGGGAAUCCAGGUUCUGGAUUGGCCGUUCGAUGAUGGAGCUCCUCCCUCCAACCAGAUCGUGGAUGAUUGGCUGAACCUGCUGAAGCUGAAGUUCCGGGAGGAGCCAGGCUGCUGCGUCGCUGUCCACUGUGUGGCAGGACUGGGGAGAGCUCCGGUUCUGGUCGCUCUCGCCUUGAUUGAAUGUGGGAUGAAGUAUGAAGACGCUGUCCAGUUCAUCCGACAGAAGCGUCGAGGAGCGUUCAACAGCAAGCAGCUGUUCUAUCUGGAGAAAUAUCGUCCAAAGAUGCGCCUGCGCUUCAAAGAUUCCAACGGCCAUCGCAAUAACUGCUGCAUCCAGUAGGGCCAAGCCCUGAGCCCCGCCCACACCGCCCCCCCACCGCCCUGCGGACCGGCUCAGUUCGACCUAGCUAGCUUCUUCGUACCCGGCCGGCUUGUUUCCUUAGUCAUUGUGUUGAAGUCAUUUUAUUUGGAAAAUCAUGUGCGGUAGUUAAACUGUCCUUCCCCCCCCCCCCCCCCCUUCAGGCUCCAAAGUAGUGCUAGAAAAAGACAAGUCCAGAGUUUUGUGAACCGGGUGUUUCCUGUUCUUACGCCCAUUAAAACAAAAAAAAAAAACUAAGCCAGGGCAGCGCUGAGUCGUGUAUCAUCGUAAAAUGUUGGAUUAAUUGUUUCUUCUGCAAACGCAACUCAAAGAUUUUGAUUGGCCGGUGCGUUCUACGUCACCUGAGAUUGUGCUAAAGGAUAAAAAGAUGAAUUCAUUUCCUGUGAGCAGAUAAGUCCGCCCCUCCCUCCGCUUCAGUUUUAGGAUUGUGUUUCCCAGACUGACUAGAAAGAGGUUUUGCCUUCCUGGAAAUCAGACGGUUCAUCCAUAAAUGCCUUAAAAUCAAAGUGGAACAAAGGCAAUCGAGGCAGAUUCGUCUCCCGCUGGCAUUUGGAAAUGGUUUCAUUUUUCUACUCGGAACAACAACAAAAAAAAAGAAAUAGUUGCCUUUGUCUUGUGCAGGAAGUCUUACACACACUUAUGCCCUUUCAGCAACUAUUUUUUUUUAUAUAAAAAUGCUUAAUUGUUGCAGUAUUUGUCAACUGAAAGUCUAGGAGCUUCGUCUCUUUUCUUUUCUCUAUCAAACCAUCUGUUUACUAAUUAACUGCCAUGUCCAAAAUGUGAUUUCUCUCAUUUUUCAGUUUGUUUUUUUCCGCUUCAAACUGGACUUCCAACGUCUGCGAUAUUUUGUAUGCCUUUUUAUUUUAUGUCCGUAACUUAAGACUUGGAUACUUGAUGAUUUUAUGUAUUUGAAAAAUGUGUACUAUUAUUAUUAGGUUGGCUAUUUAUACUAUCAAUGGAUGUGUGAUUUAGUACCGUGAGCGACAAAGUUGUACCUGUUCACCAACUUGUGAGAGUACAUUAAAUGAUACACUGAAAAACAACAA
Messenger RNA from Platichthys flesus (European flounder), 1658 nucleotides. It is a transcript of the gene ptp4a1, whose product is annotated as protein tyrosine phosphatase 4A1. Lineage: Eukaryota; Metazoa; Chordata; Actinopteri; Pleuronectiformes; Pleuronectidae. The transcript has 5 exons. Gene Ontology annotation, biological process: protein dephosphorylation. The record is from RefSeq and is a predicted model, not a curated record. Gene Ontology annotation, molecular function: protein tyrosine phosphatase activity. Gene Ontology annotation, cellular component: nucleus. Bases 31 to 573 code for a protein of 180 amino acids.